Molecule: messenger RNA, 1816 nt
Organism: Corvus hawaiiensis (hawaiian crow)
Lineage: Eukaryota; Metazoa; Chordata; Aves; Passeriformes; Corvidae
Gene: LMF1
Product: lipase maturation factor 1
Exons: 12
Coding region: 133-1719 (528 amino acids)
Biological process (GO): protein maturation
Cellular component (GO): endoplasmic reticulum membrane
Source: RefSeq, a predicted model, not a curated record
UUUUUGCCACCCGCCGCUGUUCCGGCUCCCUGUUCCGGCUGCCUCUUUCGGCUCCUCUGUGCUUUUUCCGCUGCAAAUCGUCCGGGGGCUUCACCGCCGCGCGGUACUGGCGGGGACCCCCCGACGGUGGGGAUGUGUUUUCCUUCCCGCAGGGGGCUCGGUCCCGAGCACCGGGAAGCACCCGGGAGGUCCCGGCCGGAGGAGGAUGCGGCACCUCGGGUCGUGGCCUUCCUGGUGGCGUUCCACCAGAACAAGCAGCUGAUAGGAGAGAAGGGGCUGCUCCCCUGCAAGCUCUACCUGCAGGAUGUCAAGAAGUACUUCAAAGGGAAGGUGGGCCUGGAUGCCUUGAGCUACGCACCCACGCUCAUCUGGUUCCUGGACUGGUCUGACAUGGACAGCACCCUGGAUUGCCUGGCCCUGGCUGGCCUGGCAGUGGCAGCCUUUGUGCUGCUGACUGGCUGUGCCAACAUGGUCCUCAUGUCCCUGCUGUGGCUGCUCUACCUCUCCUUGGUCAACGUUGGACAGAUCUGGUAUUCCUUUGGAUGGGAAUCACAGCUCCUGGAGACAGGAUUCCUGGGAAUAUUCCUCUGCCCGCUCUGGACGCUGUCCCGCCUGCCCCAGCGCUCUCCUCCUUCCAGAAUUGUCAUCUGGGCCUUCCGCUGGCUGAUUUUCAGGAUCAUGCUCGGAGCGGGGCUGAUUAAAAUCCGAGGAGAUCGCUGCUGGAGAGAGUUAACUUGCAUGGAUUAUCACUACGAGACGCAGCCGGUGCCCAACCCCAUCUCGUACUUCAUGCACCGCUCGCCGUGGUGGUUCCACCGCUUCGAGACCUUGGUCAACCACUUCAUCGAGCUGCUGGUGCCCUUCUUCCUGCUCCUGGGCCGAAGGAUGUGCAUCCUGCACGGGCUCCUGCAGAUGCUGUUCCAGGUGCUCCUGAUCAUAAGUGGGAACCUGAGUUUCCUGAACUGGCUGACCAUGGUGCCCAGCAUCGCCUGCUUUGACGAUGCCAGCCUGGGGCUGCUCUUCGGCUCCCGGCUGAGGGAACGGGUGGCACGGAUGCAGCUCCCGGGGCCGGAGGGGGAGAGGCUUUCCCUGGGCUCCUGUGUCCGCAGAGUGCUGAACAUCUCCUUGGGCCUCCUGAUCAUCUACCUCAGCAUCCCGGUGGUGCUGAACCUGCUCAACUCCAGACAGGUCAUGAACACCUCGUUCAACCCCCUCAGAAUCGUCAACACCUACGGAGCCUUUGGGAGCAUCACCAAGGAGAGGACAGAAGUCAUCCUUCAGGGAACAGCCAGCCUGGAUCCCAAUGAUUCCACUGCAGUCUGGGAGGAGUUUGAGUUCAAGUGCAAGCCCGGGGACUUGAGGAGGAGGCCGUGCCUCAUCUCCCCCUACCACUAUCGCCUCGACUGGCUCAUGUGGUUUGCUGCCUUCCAGACCUACGAGCAGAACGAAUGGAUCAUCCACCUGGCUGGGAAGCUGCUGGCCCAGGAAGAGGAGACCUUGUCCCUGCUGGCCACGAACCCCUUCGCAGGCAGAAACCCUCCAAGGUGGAUCCGGGGGGAACACUUCAAGUACAAGUUCAGCCAGCCCGGGGGGAAGCACGCCAGCGAUGGGAAGUGGUGGAUCCGGAAGAGGAUCGGCCCCUACUUCCCCCCUGUCAACCUGCAGGGCCUGAGGAAGUUCUUCAAGGACAGGAAUUGGCCCUAUCCCGUGCGGGACUGAGGGAAAAAGCCAGCCAGGACAAGAGGGACCAGCUGGGAAGAGGGAGAAUGGGCAGUUCCCUUGCAAACACCUCCUGCCUCUCUAUUUUUUAUCCAUA